This is a messenger RNA of Effrenium voratum, 3297 nucleotides long. The record is from the annotation of a GenBank genome assembly. NCBI's taxonomy places the organism in Eukaryota, Dinophyceae, Suessiales, Symbiodiniaceae.
AUGGACAGAAUCUGGAUUUCACCAGAAGGGCAGCAGUUCCGGAGCCGCAAAGCGGCCGUGCAGAAUGGAUUCAAGGUGGUGGUGGUGGUGCUGGUGGUGGCGCUGGUGCUGGUGCUGGUGCUUGUGCUGGCGGCGUUGGUCGCUGCUCGUCGCUCGGCCGUUCCGUCCUUCCUCAACGGCAUCGUGCAGGACCAGCGGCGCCUUGGCUUUGGGUACUUUGAGAACUUCUUGACGGACCUGGCGGGUCUUGGUUUUGGGGCAGACGGCUGGGUGGUUCGGCUGCCGUUUCUGCUGGUGCGGCAGACGGUGGGGGGUUACCAAGUGCUCCCGACGGGGCACCUGCGCCGGUGGUUCAGGAGAAGCCAAGUGCUCCUGACGGGGCACCUGCUUCAUUUGCAACUUGAAAUUAGCCAAGUGCUCCUGCUGGGGCACCUGCGCCGGUGGUUCAGGAGAAGCCAAGUGCUCGAGACGGGGCACCUGCGCCGGUGGUUCAGGACGGUGAGGAGAAGCCAAGUGCUCCUGCUGGGGCACCUGCGCCGGUGGUUCAGGACUGUGUUUCGUUUGCACUUGAAACUGGUGGCGCUCACCGCGCAGGACGGUGAGGAGAAGCCAAGUUCUCGCGACGGUGCUGCUGCACCGGUGGUCAAGGACAGCGAGAAGAAGCUUAGCCUUCACUAUGGCGCUCCGCAGGACUGCGCAGGGGAACAAGAUGAGGCGCUGGCGCGCACCCCGGGCAAGAGACUCCUUGAGCCUCAGAGUUCGCCUGAGAAGUCCGCGCAGCCUUGCUGGGAACGGCGGCUGCGUUUGAAGACAAAGGUCGAGCUGACUGUGCCACCAGAGCUUCUGAAAGAGAUAAGGGACGCUGAAGAGUGGUUUGGCCAUGGAGAGCAAGGCAACCCUUUGGGCAAGUCUUACGGGCGUGAGGGCCUGACGCUCGAGCAGAGAAAUUGGCUGAAGAAGAAGGUGACGCAGGAGAGGUGGAGCGUGCUGGCGCCGGAGAAGAAGCAGUGGCAAGCGCGUGGCAAGCCCGAGAGCCUGCCGUUGAACUGCCAGAUCCUCAAGGCCCAGCACAGCCAGAAGAUUAUUGAUAUCCUGGAAGGCUUCGCCUCUGCGCAAGAUGCAGCUACAGUGCUGGCCAGAUCAGUUGCAGAGUUGCAGAAAUGGCCGAAUUUUGCUGACGCAGUCAGGGCCCAGAUGCCUGCUGCGCCAGCACCGGACGACUGCAGUCAGCGCGAGCGUCUUUUGACUGGUCUUGCUGCAACGCCUGGCUUCGAGGUCAACACUCCAGCGGGCCCAUGCCGCCAAGCGCGAGACCACAUCGAUCGAGUUGUGCGGGACACGUUCGAGGAUCGAGACAAGGUGCUGAGGUUGGGUUACCGUUGCGGCAAGGCACGAUGGUCCAAUGCGUCUGCAGAGCCAGGAGAAGCUGUUCUGAAGCGGGGCGGGCGACCGUCUAAAGUGAACGACCCUGCCUUGGUUGCAGCUGCCCGCGCGAAGUUCAGCCAAGAGUCCUCGCAGAUAUGCAAAGAUGUCUCUGGCGACUGGACGGUGAGCCGGACUUCGACUCGCAUGGCGAACACGAUCUUCGAGAGCACUGUGCUGCCAAUGAUGCAGAAAAUCAUGGGUGAGCAGCGGCAGCAAUUGGAGACCAUGAUGCCGGAGUACUUUGCUGCCUGGGACACCUAUGCAGCAGUCCGCGAUAUUGCGGACCGGCCUGCGGUGGUGCUGCAGGAGCUGGAGCAUUACAUCUCUCGACACGUCGAGAAGCACCCUUGCAGGAAGCACCGGGGCACAGACUUUCCGUGCGGCCAACACGCGCUACGUGCCCGCGGGGGCAGCUUUCCCCAGAGGCGCCGGGUGGAGUUGCACGGACUUGAAGCAGCGUGUGGUCUAGAGCUCCGCUCAGUUCUGAAACUGGUGCUUAGCUACAACCACCACAAAGCUGCCAACGAGCAUCAGUCGCCGGUUCUGAGAGAGUUGCAAAUUGCGCCACCAGAGAAGACUUUGUCCGUGCUCUCAGACUGGAAGGAGUUGAUCUCACUUCCCAUCUCGCAUUGCGCUUCUGGAGAGCAGUUUUACGCAACGGCAAGGAUGGAGAUCAGCGCUUGGGGCGCUUGUGUUGCGGACCACCGGGCAGGUCAGCCAGUUUCUUUAACGUACUGCUUGGUGAUCAGCAAUAUCCUGGACCACACAUGCCUCAGAACAAACCAGCUGCUGGAUAUGGUGCUUUCCAGGCAAAGGGGCGAGCCAAGUGUCGACCGCGUUGCUCUGAUUUCGGACCCUGGCCCGCACUACAGAGCGUACGAGAGCCUUUUUACCACCACUGCGUCACUAUGGUGCGUGCGUGGCAAUGCGAAGUGCAGGUCUUACUGCUUCUCCUCCAAGUUGGACACUCGGGAAAAGCCAACGCCGUUGGGCGUUCGGAUCUUCAACCAUGUGUUUAGCUCCAUGCCAGUUUCGGUGGAGAUUGACGACUUUGUCGUGGAAGAUUGUGAACUCCCUGCCGACUGGAUCCUCUUCUACUUCCAGCUCGUCCACCGAUUCGAGCUCGUCAUCCUAGUCUGUGUGGAUCUUACCUCCAAGGAGCGCGUGGUGAAGUUUGAGGCGUCACCAAAGGCGACGCCAAAACCUCUGGGCUUGGAGAACGAGGAGCCACGUUUCGUUUUUCCUGACUCGCAGGCGGCAACUUUGACUGGACCCGUUCCCUCUCCCGGGCAGGACAGGGCGUCGGAGACUUUGGCGCGACCCGCUUCGCCUGAGGAUGCUUCGCAGGAUCCCGAGGGCGAAAGGCUGCGCUUGGCCCUUGCGCGCCUCGAAGAGGCGCAGGAGGCGCUCGCAGCUGAGAGGGUGGCGCGGAGCAGUGCGGAAGCGGAGGCGAAGAAGGCGGAGAAGGAGCUUCGGGUUCUGCGACGGAGGCACCAGGAGUCAAGCCUGGAGGUGAAGUUGCGGAGGCGCCGUGAGGAUGCGGAGCUGCUCCGGAACGCCUGGCAGGCCUGGGGCGAUCUCAAGAUGCAGGCCAAGGAGAACGAGAAGCCGGAGGCUGACAGCCAACGCUACGAGCUAGAAGCUGAGAAAGCUUUCGUGCAGACCUAUCUGACUAUCCGUGUCGGCAGCCCCGCGCCCGCUUUUGCGCAGAAGCAGGAAAUGGCCAACUCCUUCCACUCCCAGAGGUCCCGGACUUUGCAUUGGGACGAGCUCGGCUACGAGAUGCAGGAUGUUCGGAGCUGGAAGUCUCGAGGACUUCGCGCAAGAGGCAUCCCUGCUGUGUCUUUGCCACAGCAGUGUGAGCGACAUUGA